Haliotis rufescens (red abalone) is the source of this 3841-nucleotide messenger RNA. RefSeq names its product cubilin-like. The coding region runs from base 226 to 2907 and encodes 893 amino acids. The record is from RefSeq and is a predicted model, not a curated record. The transcript has 20 exons. Lineage: Eukaryota; Metazoa; Mollusca; Gastropoda; Lepetellida; Haliotidae.
CUAUUACAGUCGAGGCCUUACCUUGAUGUUGAAAUAGGUCACAUCGGGACGUGUAUGUUGUAUUAUAUCGAUAGUCUUUUCAUGCGAGCGUCGCCAUACACUCCAGGCAGACCACCGUGUACACAGGACUGAGGUAUCUCUGAAACUGGUUGUACAGGUACAUUGUGGUGGGAUAUAGCAAUCACUAUCUUCAGGGAGAGCGGUUGGCGACGGCCGGACGCCAUUAUGAUUAUAUCUUGUUUCAUUGGAGUAUGUGUGUUGUUAUUCGGGCCGCUGGUCUCAAACGCGUGCAACGUUACGCUCUAUGCUCAAAGGGAACCCCUGAAUUUCACAUCUCCUAACUACCCACGCAACUACACUAGCAAUGACAACUGUUAUUGGGACAUCUACCCUCAAACAAGAGGGUACAGAGUUGUACUCGACAUGGUGUUCUCCGAUAUUGAAGGCUCAUCCGGAUCCACUUGUCGAUUUGACGCCCUAACCAUAUACACAAGAAAUAAUGCUGAUCAAAACCAGACCGAUUCCCACCGAAUAUGUGGACAAAUCAGAUGGAAUCUUAUUACCCAUGCGAACCAACAUUUUCAUGCAGUGUUCGAGACUGAUGGCAGUGUAACCAGAGGCGGUUUCCUAAUUAGGUAUUAUGAAACAGACGGGGAAUCAAACUGUGGCUUACCUCUCGUGGCAACUUCUGCAGGAAAGACCUUUACCUCGCCUGGGUACCCAAACACCUACUUUCUUCGACAGUCUUGUACCUGGACUAUUACAACAGAACAACAAAACCAAACCAUCCUAAUGUACCCCACGGACUCCGUACUUGAGCGCGCCUCUCGACGUGGAAUUUGUGACAGCGAUUACGUCACUGUAUAUAACGGUCAGAACAGUUCUGACAUACUUGGCACUUUCUGUGGGAACGAAAGACCUGUCUUUUCCAGCGGGGGAAACUCACUGCGUGUUCGUCUGCAAACUGAUUCCUCCAACAACUACAAAGGAUUCAAAAUGUUUUACAGAGCUGUGCCUGCAACAACCUGCAAUGGUAUGAUGCCCUCUGGACGGAAUCCAAUACAAAUUGUGUCCCCUGGAUAUCCUAAUAACUACCAAAGUGGAUUAGACUGUCAAUGGACUAUAAAUGCGCCGUCUGGAAGCAACAUCACGGUUGAAGUUCUGUUUGUUGAUAUGGAGAUAGUGCCAUCGUGCACAAACGAUUAUCUACUUUUUAAAGAUGGCACUACAAACUCUGCUCGCCAACUGGCAAAGAUCUGUGAACGAACGUCUACUGCCAUCGUCAGCUCCAGUAACCACAUGACCAUCAUAUUUCAUUCAGACAGUAGUGACACAGGAAGAGGAUUUCGCUUGCAGUACUCAUCUGUUAUAGCUCCCAUUUGUGGAUUAUCAGAUCUUUACGCGUCUUCUGCUGCAUGGACGAAUUUGACUUCUCCUGGCUAUCCUUCGAACUAUUUCAACAACCUAAACUGUCUGUGGACAAUUUCUGCACCCGCUGGAUAUAAAAUAAAAGUCGACGUUGUGUAUUUAAUCAUGCAAUACUCGCCAGCUUGUUCAAAAGACUACCUUCUAUUCAGUGACGGUUCCACGUCUUACGCCACUCGUCUGGGUAAAUAUUGUGGUAGAGGUUACAACAGCAGGGAAGUCGUCAGCUCCAGAAACUACAUGACCAUCACAUUCCACACCGACGGCUCUGACACAGCACUUGGAUUUAGACUGAAUUACAAAGCUGGAUCUUUCCUUACAACUACGACAGAGAGACCAAAUGUGCUUCACUGUGGAGGUCCGUCGCUCAGCGCCUCCAAGUUCUCCUGGAGAUAUUUGUCGUCUCCUGGCUAUCCCUAUAACGACUACAACAACAACAUGGACUGCACGUGGACAAUUACUGCAUCUGUUGGAUAUAAAAUAAGAGUUGAAAUUCAGGUUCUUUCUGUGGAAUAUGAAGCCACCUGUGCAAAAGACUAUCUCCUUUUCAGUGACGGCUCCUCGUCUUAUGACACUCAGUUGGGUAAAUACUGUAGUGGCACCAGGGACGUCGUCAGCUCAAACAACGACAUGACCAUCACCUUCCACACUGACGGCUCUGGCACAGGCAGAGGAUUUUCUUUGAAAUACACUGCGCGGCGGAAGUUAGCAUGUGGCACAGAGGAAAGGAUUUAUGGAUAUGACACGAAAUAUAUUGAAUCACCGAAUUAUCCUUUGGACUAUCCCGACAAUUCGGACUGUUCAUGGACAAUCAGCACUGAUGUUGAGGGAUAUGUAAUCCAUGUUAAAGAGGUGUAUUUCUACCUUGAGCAAGACAGCCCGUGUUCCUUUGAUUAUGUGCAGCUCUAUGACGUCAGGGGAACAUAUGAACACUCGCUUGGUCGAUGGUGUGGAUCGGAUGGACCAGAUACACAGAGUACCGGGAGGAGUAUGAAGGUUCGAUUCCUCUCCGAUGCUUCGAGCACCUUCACAGGAUUCAAGUUGGCCUUCACUGCCGGCGAGCCAACAUCUUCCUCGUCUUUUACACCGAACGUUGGAGCCAUAAUGGGAGGGAUAUUCGGCGGCAUGGUGGGCGUGGCAAUUGUAACCUGCUGCUGCUGUGCAAUUUGCUCAAGGAAAAAAUCUACAACCAAUGACCAGUCGCAAGGGAACAGAUCACCUGAAGCCAACCUGAACAUCGUCUACACUGUCACCCUCCCCAACUACCCACCAACUACGGCUACUACCCAGCCGGACAUGUUUACUCCACCCCCAGCUUACAGUGAAGUCGUGAAGGAUGACCCCCCACCCUACUGUCAGGCAGUUCCACUAUCAGAUAUACAACCUGUUGUGGCGUCAUCCCCUAGCGGUGCCUCAUAUCAAGGGAUAGAUAACCCAGCAGGUCCGAGUCGGGUCACAGUUUCACAUGAUGUACAUGUGUGAUGUUGAUUGUUGAUUGUUGAACUGUGCAUAACCAAGGAACAGAAGCCACGUUUUGUAAGUGAACGGACAUUCACCAACCGAUCAGUACUCAAUACAGACUAUCACAAUCACAUCUCAUUAAAAUCAGAUCUUAGUCCUCUUUACCGCGCGCUAAACAAAGAUCUGAGGACAUCCCAUUACGGAUCGCGUCAGGCCGACCUUGCUUGAACUUUAACCGACCAAUGCAAUGACCAAUCAGAAGGCAGCUUUCUCGUGCUUUACGGCACUAAUUUCAAAUUGGCGACUACGCUUCGAAACAUAUUUUGACAAAUUCUCGAUUAAAAAUUUUAAACCUGAACCAAAAAACAUUCUGGAAUGGGUAAUAGAUGGUCUAGAUUGUAUGGAUUCAGUCGUUAAACCCGUAACUGUCGUUCGGAAUACCCGUGUUAAAGUUUUCGAGGAUGCAUGAUUAGAAAGCACAUUCCGACUGUCACUUCCAUGAUCUGGUAAGCGACGCUUUGAUUGGUCGGAUGAAAGGUCGUUCUGACAUGACCCCUCCUGGGAUGCCCUCAGAUCUUUGUUUAGCGGUAGCGAGAACUAAAGUCUGAUUUUAAUGAGAUUGAUCACAAUCAUGCCACAAGCAUGUCAUAAUUAUGAUUGGGUGAUAAAAAAAUGACCACGAUGAGAAACCUUUGAAAUUCCCGUUGGUUGUUGUAGCAUAUACUUUUAAUUGUUUUUAUUUUUUCUUAUAAAAUUAUUUUGUAUAUCAAAUGAUAAAUGGAGUUUGUGUUAUCUCUAUGUUUAUGAAGCUGGUAACGAAGCAUACACAUAUUUUACAUGUAGUCCACGUGCAUGUGCGCGUGCAUGUGCGCGUGCAUGUGCAUGUGCGCGUUCCUGUAUCUGUAACGGGUGUCUCCAUAUUGUAUUGAGCCUGAAAGUACAACAUAACACUGAA